Molecule: messenger RNA, 522 nt
Organism: Zygotorulaspora mrakii
Lineage: Eukaryota; Fungi; Ascomycota; Saccharomycetes; Saccharomycetales; Saccharomycetaceae
Gene: RAD33
Product: Rad33p
Exons: 1
Coding region: 1-522 (173 amino acids)
Source: RefSeq, a predicted model, not a curated record
AUGGACUUAAAUUAUAAGAAAGUGGAAGCUUUCAUGAAGGUAAAGAUUCCACAAGAAAUCGAAGAUGAGAUAUUAGCUGUUUAUGCGAAUUGUUCAAUGGAGCAUGAUAUGACAAUAAAGGAACUUGACUUUUAUUUUAGUGAGUUACAGCUGUCAAAAGAACUUCGGAAGAUGGUAUCCCCGUCAGAAUUGAGCAUACUGGAUACAGAUAUCAUAGAUUUUGAAAGGUUGUUGCAAUGCACAUACCAUCUAUUGAUUUUCAUGGAUAAUGAAGAGAUUAUAGAUGAAAUGUGGAGACUUUUGAUACAUGCCAGUGGUCGAGAUGUGUCGUUCCCACAAGUUCUUUUGAAAAACCAUGUUCUAAGUCUCAAGGAUGUCCAAAAGAUGUCCAACUCUGUUGGUGCAGAAUCUUCCGAUGGGAUUAUUGAGAUGGUUUCUUGCGCUACAUCGGGCAAAAGAGUUUACAUAACAUAUUUGGAUUUUGCUUAUAUAUUAGGUAAAUUGGGAUAUUUAAGGUUUUGA